UUACUUGAUCUAACUGUGUUUCUGUUUUUGUCAUAUAGUCCGUUACUCUCGUCCUGUUAUAAUUCUGGGACCCAUGAAAGAUCGAAUUAAUGAUGAUCUGAUCUCGGAGUUUCCAGACAAAUUUGGAUCUUGUGUUCCACAUACAACCAGACCAAAGCGUGAUUAUGAAGUUGAUGGGCGAGACUAUCAUUUUGUUACAUCUAGAGAGCAAAUGGAAAAAGACAUUCAAGAUCACAAAUUUAUUGAGGCUGGACAAUACAACAACCACCUGUAUGGCACCAGCGUGCAGUCUGUAAGAGAGGUAGCAGAAAAGGGUAAACACUGUAUCCUCGAUGUUUCAGGAAAUGCAAUUAAGAGGCUUCAAAUAGCCCAGUUACAUCCAAUUGCUAUCUUCGUCAAACCAAAAUCAAUUGAAAACAUCAUGGAAAUGAAUAAGCGAUUAACAGAAGAUCAAGCAAGAAAAACUUUUGAGAGAGCUAUAAAACUUGAACUGGAAUUUACGGAACAUUUCACAAGUAUUGUACAGGGAGACUUACUGGAGGAGAUUUACAAUCAGGUGAAGCAGAUUAUUGAGGAUCAAUCAGGGCCUUACAUCUGGGUUCCAACCAAGGAGAAACUGUGAAGUCACUUCGUAAUUAUCAUCAUCCAUUGCUCGCAAUGAGGCUGGGCCCCCUUCUACAGGAUUCACUCUCUCCUGUUGAUCACAGAUCUUUCUCUCUCUUUUUGUGUGUCAUGAAAAGUGAUUUGUCUUUCACCUGGGGGCAUUCACAUCUCCUGUUUGUGAAAAUUGCUUGUACGUGAUACCUGAUAAAAUUACCACCGUAGUUUUUUUUAAAAUGAAGGGGAAAGGCCUGACUAACUGUUGAAGGGAGAUUCUAUGGUACAGUUCCUUAAUGUUUAAGGGCAACAAUUCUUCAGCAAUUUUCGGAAAAGCUUUAUAUAUAUUUUUCUUUUAAUAAUAAACUGAAAGAAAGGAAAAGUAAUCUUCAUGUUUAGCAUUGGGUUUAGAAACUAAAUAAUUCUAAGCAGAUUUUUGCACGAUGAACUUUUGAAGCAUGGUUUGGCAGUGGAAAUCCUAAUGACUUUGUUUGUUCUGUCUACCUGCAUUACUUGCUCAAGCCAUAAUUUGAGCUGUCCUUAACUUUUCAUUUCGGCGCUCAUUCAAUAAUUUCUGCUUUUUUUGAACAAAUUAUGAAACAUCAGUCUUUAAAAUACAAAGGAAUUUUUAUUCACUUUACAAGGGUUCUUUACAAACCGUGCUUUUAUGUUUGUUUUUCCUUUUGCCAAUUCAAGUGCACGAUAACUGAAUAUGAUUAUAUUGAAUGCCGGUGAGAAUGUGUUCAAGUGACAUUGAGAAUAAUUUACUUUCACUCUUGUAGAAAAUCUACUUUUAUGAAUUUGAUUGAGGGGGGGAAGCAAAGAGAAGCAAGUAAAUAUAAUGAUUAUUUUAAAAAGAUAACGGACAUGAUUUUCAAUAGGAAUUUUCAAAAAAGAAUGAACUGGGAAAUGGGGUGAGUAUAAAUGAGGAAAUGGAUUUGGCUGAGGAUUGGAACUGAAACUUAAUCAUGAUAUUUGUAAUGGAGCGUAAACUUGAGAUUUUAAGAUAUAUAAAUAAUUAACCCUCAGUAACUAUGUAUUUUGAUAUAAAUAAUCAACUAUAUUAUGCAUACUUUUAACAAAAUAUACUAUAUAACUUACCAGGAAUAUGUUUCUUUAAAAUAGCUGCACAUAUAUUUUAUUCCUUUUUAACCAUCUCUCUUCAUGAAUGUUUUCUUUUUAGACCUGACUUAGUGUUAUCAUUUUAACCAUAAGGAUCAUAUGGGAAAUGUGGUGAUGGGGGUGAAACAGUAUUUUGAGAAUAAAUGCAAGAAUUAAAAUGCAAAAGAAACCAGAUCUCCUCUUUCCCCCUUACCUAUCCCUGUGAUUUCUAUGUGAGGUUAUUCGAAGUGAUGUGCAUGUUUUCAAAAUGUUAAAAGCAAUUUGAAAUAAAAUAAUUUUUACAUUUUAUGUACAUUUGCAAGUGGGAAUUGCAAAAAUGUCAUAUCUUCCAUGUAGCUCUCAAUCAGAGGCUUCUGUGUUGAGAAAAUAUAUUUUAGCAGUUAUAGGGUAUGUUCUCAAAUGAAACUUUAACACUACAUUUAGAUUAACUGCCUGGUACCCAACCUUUGCUAGUAAUUUGGAAAUGAUAUGUUUUAUAUAGGAAUAAUGUGCUUACAAACAGUUCAGUACACUUGACCCUUCUGGUGCUGCAGUUUGUACAGACUCUCAUCUAAUCCAUUCCAUUGUCAAGAGGGGAACAGCUAAUAAACAUUAUUGUACAAUUUA
Messenger RNA from Rhincodon typus (whale shark), 2325 nucleotides. RefSeq names its product disks large homolog 1-like. The record is from RefSeq and is a predicted model, not a curated record. The coding region runs from base 74 to 622 and encodes 182 amino acids. Lineage: Eukaryota; Metazoa; Chordata; Chondrichthyes; Orectolobiformes; Rhincodontidae. Gene Ontology annotation, cellular component: neuron projection; postsynaptic density membrane; neuromuscular junction. The transcript has 5 exons. Gene Ontology annotation, biological process: neurotransmitter receptor localization to postsynaptic specialization membrane; chemical synaptic transmission.